Messenger RNA from Phytomonas sp. Hart1, 2554 nucleotides. Lineage: Eukaryota; Euglenozoa; Kinetoplastea; Trypanosomatida; Trypanosomatidae. The record is from the annotation of a GenBank genome assembly.
UGCAUGUAUUGAGGAAUCAAAGAUAAGGAAGAGAUUUUAAGAGACUAUCUGAAUUUGUGUUAUCCUUUUUUUCAUUUAGUCUCUUUCCAUACACCUUUACAUUCGUGAUUUUCGACAUUACAAAAAAGAAAAAAUAGCAAUCCUUUUAAGAUUUGCACGAGAGUUAAGAAUAAUAACGAGGUUCGAAGCCUCAAUUUAGAUUUUCUAUUCAUUAUUUUUAUUUUUAAAAUAGACAAACAUGAACACACAAAAAAAGACGUCAAGGGGGGUGAAAGCGCGGGUUUCUAGUCCAACCAAUGAUAGAAUUUCUCGUUUAUCAAUUUCUCCUCCUACUGCUGAUAUAAUUACGUCUUCUCCUGUGCAUCGCCCUUCUCGUUUGGCUUCUGUAAAAAGGGAAAAAGAAGAGGCUUAUCGACAAGGGGCUUUUAAUUUCAAUUUUCUCCAUUCCUCGCGCGAUCUCCCAGACAAUUUUGACCGCCCGGUGGAGUUAUCACAAAUCCUUGAACUCCUCGAGGAAAAAAACGAGGAAAACUCCCUUCAUAAUACUAAUAGGAAGGCCCUUUUAACGUCUUAUUUUUCGCCAUCACUCGCAAUGAAUCAUGAAGUAUUAGAAAGGCUUAAAGUGGUCUUGACGUGCCCAUUAUGCGGGAAUCUUUUACGAUCGGAUCCUGCGAUUAUUUCCACUUGCGGGCAUUGUUAUUGCUUUACCUGCAUCAACCGCGCCAUUGAAUAUGGUUCCCCACCGCUAACCACAACAUGGCUGUGGAGAAAAUAUCUUCCCUCCUAUAUUAAUAAAAAUAAUGAGAACGAGAAGGAGAGUUUCACCGAAUGCAAUAGAAAUGAUGGCAACCAAAAAAAUUCAAAAAAGAGGAAACGAGCACCGAAAAAGGUUAGCUUUUGCUGUCCAUUAUGUCUAAUACCGGCAUUUAAGUCGAUGCUGAUUCGGAUACCGUUGAUGCGAGAGCUCUGCAGGAAGCUCCACGAGGUCCUACCAAACCUUGAAAAGAUUCUUUACAAUCUACAAGAAAAAAACAAUAACGAAACGGGGAUAAAGAGCGGUCUUUGGACUUCAACCGAAGAAUCUCCGGUGGCUUUAUCUGUCCACGAAAUUGCCUUAACGGAAGCGGAGUCAACGCAGGCCAAUAUUAACAUCGAAAACUGCAGAGACGAUAAUGAUGGAAAUGGUAAAAAUAGGGCUUCUUUUAGGAAAGAGUUGUCAUCAUCUGGAAUGGAGGAUUCACACGAUUUAACCUUCGCUACGAAGAAUGAAAAUAUAGAGGAAUAUAAUACGAAUAGUGUUUCAACACCCUCUCAACAAAACGCACUCCAAGAGAAAGAAGAUCCACCGCAGGCCUCAUCCGAAAUUCUUUCAAAGGUGCUGUGUAAUGAUAGCAACGCCUCUCCUCCUUCAGGUAAUGAUAAUUCAUUAUCUUUACCUUUGGCCUCUGCUAAUUUUACGUCCUGUUCAUUAAGCUUAUUUCCACCUCCACCGCAGGGGAAAAUUCGACUAGUCUCGCCAUCUUCAAGAAUAUACUUUGAUGAUAUUGAUAAUAAAGAUGAAGAAACUUCAAGGGUUCGUCUGCGAAGAGAUUAUCUCCAUUGUGGAAGCAAUGGAUUACAUAGGGUUCCUUCGGGUAAAAUUACUAUGGAGGAGAAGGCAGCCUGCGGUAUUGUUGAUGAUCAUAAUAAACACAACGAGAGGGGUAAUUUUAUCACUGAAGAACAACACCACGCUCUCACAAUUGGGAAAGACCAACAACCUCUACGAUUUUCAUUAACGUCGGAGGGUUGCGAUGAUUCCAUGCUUCCUUUUCUCGCACAACGCAGUCUUUCCAAUACCCAUGGUGAGAACGAGGUGUUUGAAUUACAGAAACACGAAACAUCGGUUUUGGAAAACAAUAACAAUUUGGAGGAAGAAACGAACAAUGGAAACAACACCAAAAGCCCGAAUGGGUUGAAAUAUGGCGAGACCAAAAAACCAUUUAUUGAAACAAGGGAGGAAGUUCGGCAUAAACCAAUAGAAUCCAUUACUCCCAUGAGAGGAAUUAAUAGCAACAGUAAUACUAUUAGAAACGGUGGGAUUGAUUUAAAAGUGAGAAAAGGGCUCUCUGGUGAGCGUGUUUUAGGUGCCUUUUAUGAUUCUUUUGUUAAUUCCUUUAGCAAUUCUCCUUUAACGCAGCAAUCGCCAAACCUUCCUACCUUAGAACCAACGAUGACAAAAAAGAACUAUCAGGACAACUUUUCGGCAAGUAAAUCGGGAUGUCUUCCUAAAGAAGAAGAAGAAAAGAAGAAAACUCCGCGAAAGGAGAUGGUAGAAGGCAAAGAAAGCGGUCCUGAUACUGAGGAAAUUAAAGAAAAAACGAAUGAAAUGUUUCCUCCGAAAUCAACUUUAACGUGGAAUUCUUAUUCUUCUUCACGUGAUAAUAGCAUUUCCAGAGGAGCCUCAACCUCAACUGAGCAACUUAAUGACGAAAAUAGCAGGAUGUCUACUACUCCACCUCCAGUACUCCACCCGGGUGCAUUUCGGUAUCUACUGUACAACGAUACGCCAUGA